AUGGUUAAUACAUGUUCAAAUGAUUUCCUAAACAAUUAUCCUUCAAUGACAAUGCAGGAUUUUGUCAUUGUUCCAUUUGUCGCUUCUUCAAACAUCAAGUCAGCAGCAGUGGUAGCUGAUGCGAUAACACCUUUUGUCCCAUUUAUAUCAGAUAUAACAAAUAUUGUUAAUGAAAUUAUUUCAAUUUAUCAAACUGCCGAACAUAACAAACGUAUAUGUGGUUCUUUAUUAUCACGUGCAACAUCGGCUCAAACGGCAAUAAAUAAUUUAAAAAUUCGUAGACUUGAAAAUGAAGAUUUAUUUAAAUCCAAAGAUUUUUAUAUCAAUUUUCAAAAGUUGACGAAAUUGAUUGAUAGAAUUAAAAAAUUUAUUGGAGAAGUUUCACAAAUUAAAGGAUUAAGUAAAUUUUUAUCAGCCAAAACUAUUGAAGGAGAAUUUCAAGAAUUAACAACGGAAUUUGAUGGAUUAAUGAGAGUAAUGAAUUUUACCAUGGCAAUACAAACUCAAAUUCAAAUGGAUGAAGAUAGAGAAUUGGUUAAACGUGAUAUUUCUGAGAUGAAAAUGUAUCUCAAAGAAAUUGAAGGUGGAAUUGUCGAUGGGAUGUCAGAAAUAAAUUCUAAAUUAGAAGAUAUUACACAACUUAAUCUCGCUUGGCAAAAAAAUUUAUUAAAUGGAGAUGAAGAUAUACUUAAAUCAGCCACUAUUAAAUUAACAGAGUUACAAGAACCACCAUUUCCUGUAAAACGAGGUGACAAAGUAUAUAAAAAAAUACGUAUAGGGGAAGAAGUAUGUAUUAAAGAAAAAAUUCUUAAAGAAGAUGAAAAGAAAUAUCUUAAUGAUAUUAUUAGUCAAGUAGCCAUAUUAAAGAAACUUAAAGAAUCCACAUAUAUUUUAAAAUUUUAUGGUAUUGCGCAAGAUGCUAAUGCGAUGUAUAUGGUAACAGAAUGGUGUGAAUUGGGAAAUUUACAAGAAUAUUAUCAACAAUAUAACUUAGAAUGGGGUGAAAAAGCACAAUUAGCGGUAGAUAUAGCAAGAGGAUUAACAUUUUUACAUACAGUUUGUAUUUUACAUCAUGACAUUCGAUCUGAGAAUAUUUUAAUAACGGAAUAUAAACAAGCCAAAAUUGCAAACUUUAAUUUAAGUCGGGGAACAAAUGAUCCAACUAAAGAUAUUCGACCUACGAUUGAUACAGUUAGAUGGAUGGCACCGGAAAAAUUAAACGAUCAUAAGAAAAAUCAAUAUACUGCUAAAUGUGAAAUAUAUAGGUAG
This is a messenger RNA of Diversispora eburnea, 1269 nucleotides long. Lineage: Eukaryota; Fungi; Glomeromycota; Glomeromycetes; Diversisporales; Diversisporaceae. The record is from the annotation of a GenBank genome assembly.